Messenger RNA from Cyprinodon variegatus (sheepshead minnow), 9188 nucleotides. RefSeq names its product beta-1,4-N-acetyl-galactosaminyl transferase 4 (gene b4galnt4a). Gene Ontology annotation, molecular function: acetylgalactosaminyltransferase activity. Gene Ontology annotation, cellular component: Golgi cisterna membrane. The coding region runs from base 1333 to 5169 and encodes 1278 amino acids. The transcript is spliced from 20 exons. The record is from RefSeq and is a predicted model, not a curated record. NCBI's taxonomy places the organism in Eukaryota, Metazoa, Chordata, Actinopteri, Cyprinodontiformes, Cyprinodontidae.
GUCCAACCAGGUUCGGUUGCUCCGCACCGUUGUGAUGCUGCUCAAGUGAUGGGCGUACAGAAGGAGGAUACCCUUACGUGUUCCCACUGUACAGAGCAACAAAAAGCAAAAGAUAUUCUUUUCUGCUCGUGCCUGCUUUCUGCAGGGGCUAAAACCUCCUGGAAAUCAGCAGUUUUUUAAAUUUUCUCUCCUGCUCUUCUUUUCCUUUGUUGACAAACUGCUCCUGCGAUGCUAUUGCGGUCGCUUUAAAGGAUAAAAGAAAAAAAGCUCCUGACAGGAGGCAGAAGCAUCGCGGAUAUAUCCCCUCAUCAUUGUGCAUCACUUUAAUCCAGGUGAUCUUAUUGGAUUGAGGCUUCUUUCUUCGCAUGCAUGGUGGACUCGGACACUUUGGGGGGAAUUGCACCUGCCAUGAGAGAAAGGAGGACGAACAGAAACACAUGGAUGGAUUCACUCCCUAGACCUCACAUCGGACGGUUAAGUCUGAGCAACCUGAUCUCUCAUUGCUUCGCAUUGGAGCUUUAACAGUUUUGUGUGUUGUUUUUUUUUUUACCCGUGUGAGAGGAUGACAGCUGAUCGCUCCUCCUCUCUGCUGACCGGGAUAAAAAGGCGCUCCAACUGAGCGCGCCGCCUCCUCCUCAGCUGGGUGACAAUAGAUGGGGGCGCACAGGGUGGAACAUUUGGCUUCCUCCUCAUUAGGCUCUCAGUCCCUCAAAGAUUUCACACAGAACGUUAUUAAGCUGCCUCACUGAUUCAUUUCCCAUUUCUAAAAGAUCAGCCCCUCCAUUAAUGGGUUCACCUCUCCACAUGGAUGGAAACUUCACUUCCUCUUCUUGCUCCUCUUUAAUGCUUUGCAUUAAACCCGUGAGCGGAGGGGAUGAUCCUUGAGUGGCCGAUGAAAUAAUCAGCGUCGCGGUGUCAGCAAAGGGCUUUGAGCCCCAGGGGAUUUGGGUAGAUUAUCGCUAGAGUGCUAUUUUGCUCAUCCGGUCACACUCUCUGCGGAGCAGCAGCCUUUUUGUGAUCGCUUUGGCCAAAGUGCAUGUAAACUCUGAGAGAGGAGGAGGAGGAAAAAUAGAAAGAAGCAGGAGGGGAUUCUUAAAGCAAUGCCUCGCAUAGAGGUGUUUGGAUCCAGGUCUGAGGACGCGGCCGGUUUGCCGUCACACCGCGGAUGUUGCGGGAUUUGACGCGCCGCGGGUUGGUAGUGAGCAGUGAGCGCGUCGGGAUGCCGUUACUGUGAUUUCCUAGAGUAGACAGAGAGAGGAGUCAAACAGCGCCUUCCAGGACUGCUCUCCCCGGACCCACGUCUCCUAUCCACCGGAGGAUGUUUCAGCGAGGAUGCUGCGCUUCCCCGUGAAGAAGAUCCGGAAGCAGUUCAAGCUCCUGCUGCUGCUGGUGCUGCUCACCUCGGCCGUUUGGUUCACCUAUCUGCACAUCAACCAGGGCAAGACCAUCAAGCUGCACUUUAACUACGGAAAAGAUGGAGAGAGACAGACGGAUGGGACGGAUGCCAGCCGAAAGAGGGACGCUCGCUCCUCUGCCGGACACCACAAGAGCGAGGACACCAGUGACAGUAGGGAGGAUGAGGCAGCAGAUGAUGAGCCAAUUGUUGGAGGGGCUGGGAGCAGAUACCAAACCCACAUUCGAAAGUUUCUUAGCCAGAAACACAAGAAGUUACUAUGGAAUCCAGAGUAUAAGGGCCAAGCCAACCUACACGUAUUUGAAGACUGGUGCGGCUCCUCUAUAGACCAGCUAAGAAAGAACCUGCACUUCCCUCUCUAUCCUCAUACCAGAACCACAGUAAAGAAGCUAGCGGUGGCUCCAAAGUGGAAGAACUAUGGCUUGAGAAUAUUUGGUUUCCUUCACCCUUACAAAGACGGUGAUUUCCAGUUCUCUGUAUCGUCUGAUGAUAACUCAGAGUUCUGGUUGAGCCCUGAUGAGAGUCCUCUCAAUGCCAGACUGCUAGUUUAUGUUGGCCAGCUGGGUACAGAGUGGACUGCUCCAGGCGAGUUCACCAAGUUCAGGUCCCAGUCCUCCAAAUCUGUGCACCUGAUCUCAUCCAGGCGAUACUAUUUUGAGAUUCUUCACAAGCAGGAUGACAAGGGGUCAGAUCAUGUGGAGGUUGGGUGGCGACCAUUUCUCCCUGGUCUGAAAUAUGAAGUGAUAGACUCUGCAUACAUCUCCCUCUACACAGAUGAGUCCAGUCUGAAGAUGAACAGUGUGGAGCACAUCCCUCAGACCUUGGCCAGUCACAUACGUCUCCCAGAGGAGCUUGGGAGAGCCACCAUCACACAGCAUGGAGCGGAUAUGCUAAAGCCAGAUCCCAGGGACUCUUUUUACAGCACACCAAUGAUUGAUCCCGCUCGGCUGCAAAACGUUCUCCCAGCGUGCCUCUACUCUCCAACCUACGUAGUCAAAGAUUUCCCAAUAGCCAGAUACCAAGGCCUUCAGUUUGUCUACCUAUCUUUUGUCUACCCUAAUGACUUCACACGUCUCACCCACAUGGAACGGGAAAACAAAUGUUUCUACAGAGAAUCCCCUAUCUACUUGGAAAAAUUUGGUUUCUACAAAUAUAUGAAGAUGGAUGAGGAAGAAGAUGACAGACCGUUCUUUUUCCCCAACCCAGAUGAUUUUCUUGAGGAAGAGGAGGUGGUGGAUGCAGAAGAUGAGGCAGAGAUUGUUGGCACGCAGUCGGCUAGAAAGUCCUCUCAUCCAAGUCAGUCCAGUCUUGUGUAUAACACUUCCAAUCAGCACUCAAAAAAUGGAGCCACAGCGGUUAGCAGAGAGGAGGAGGAAGCUAAGGAGGAGCCCAAAGAAGAAGGAGAUGAGGAGGAGAUGGGAGAUGUUGAGAAUAUCGUACGCCACAGAAAAAGGAAACAGUCCUCACACAGAGAUAAGCAAAUGGAGAGAAUUCUGGACAGAGACUGGGGAAGGGAUCAUACCAACGCAAACAGAAGACAAUAUAGCAGAGAAGUACUUGAUGAAGACCAACCCAUUGCUGUGCUGCCAGAUGUGGACAGUGUGGUCAGGGGUCGCUCUUUGGCAUGGGUCUAUACAGGUCCUUCUGAAAAAGACCCAAACAAAAAAGGUAAAUCUCAAGGUGGUGAAGGAGAUCCUGAAGCGCCUCCUAAAAUCAGCAAGUCUUCACUCAUUUUCCCUCAGAGGUCCUCCCUCUCUGCACUCACCAGCAAAGCAAAGCAGAUCCUGAGCAAUUCUGCCCAUAGCAACCAACCCCAUAAUAGUAGCAACAAGCCUGUUGGGAGCAAGAAGGAGAAGAAAGAUGAGAACAAGAUCUACAUCACUAGGCCUCGGCCUGCAAAGGAGAGAGAAAAAGAAAGGGAACAGCGACGAGAAAGAAGGGAGGAGAGGGCAUCUCGUCAUCCAAGAGAGGUGUUUCCAGGAGUCUUUUUGUACCAAACUGGGAAGACUACAAAACUGGUAAACUUGGGUCCAAGAAGACAUGGUGGAAGAGGUGGCACAGGGGUGAGGCACCUUAUUGGUGCCCCUCAACUUUGGCUCAACCGGCCAACUAAAGAAAGUAAGGCAGCAGUUAACAAUAAGAGUUAUAAAAUACAGACUGAAAUGGCAGAGAAGUCCGGUAACAAAGCAGCAAUAGCAAAACAUACAGAAAAAAUAAAAAAGAGAGGGGAAUCCCAAGAUAUAGGGACUGCUGUCACAGCUGACCUGCCCGAUAAAAGGGACUUCCAAAUCCCUCUGUCCUUCCAUCAAAAGCCCCCUCCGACCCAAGCCUCUGAAACAAGGUUAAGCUAUACAGAAAAUACAAUCCACAAUCAGCUACGGGUCACUUCUUACCUUAGGACCUCAGAGAUUACAGAAUCGCAGCGUCAGCUAAACCCAGAAUCCCAUCCUGCAGACAUUGAGCAAGAUACAAACCGCUCUAAUCCUGACCCUGAUCCAGAGCAAGAGCUGGAACCAGAGGAGGGAGAAAUGUCGGACUACAGCUACGAAGAGGUGGAGGUCCGGCCAGGUUGGGCGGAGGAGAGCAUCAACUGGCAGAGGACAUUCUCAGUUAAUCCGAUGGACUUUGAGCUACUGCGGUCGGAUUGGAAUGACCUGCGCUGUAAUGUGUCUGGCAACCUCCAGCUGGCAGAGAGUGAAGUGGUGGAUGUGCUGGCACAGUACAUGGAAAAACUCAAUGAACGUAACGGAGGGAUUUACACCCUGCUGAGAAUCAUCAAUGUUGAGAAGCGUCGUGAUUCGGCGAGGGGGAACCGCUACCUGGUAGAGCUGGAGUUGAUGGAGAGAGGCCGCAGUGUGGUACGACUCUCAGAGUACAUUUACCUGUUGCUGCACCGUGGAAGACAAGGAGAAGAAAGCGUAGAGAACACAGACACUGCUCCAGCCUCUGCCCCGGCCGUGCUUCCCUCCGCACCUACAACCAGCUUCACAACCCAGCACCCGUCUCCUUCCACUAGGUCCUCACUGCGGCCUGGAGCAACACCAUGGAGCACUGCUUAUGCUAAGCCUCUUCUCUGCCAGCCUGUCAUGCUGCAGUGGAAGCGAGAUGUCAUGGUGCACUUUGUGGUGCCAGUGAAAAACCAGGCUCGUUGGGUACAGCAGUUUAUUUCGGACAUGGAAAAUCUUCACCGCCAAACAAAGGAUGACAACUUCAGCAUCAUCAUCGUCGACUUCGAGAGUGAGGACAUGGACGUGGAGCAUGCUCUCAGAGAGAGCAGUGUGCCAAAAUAUGAGUAUCUCAGAAGAGAGGGGAACUUUGAGCGCUCUGCAGGACUGCAAAUUGGAGUGGACACCAUUAAGGACAGCCACAGUAUUGUUUUCCUGUGUGAUCUGCAUAUACACUUCCCUCUCAACAUACUGGAAAGCAUCAGGAAGCACUGUGUGGAGGGACGCCUUGCGUUUGCCCCCAUCGUCAUGAGGCUGAGCUGUGGUAGUUCACCCAUGGAGCCCGAUGGUUAUUGGGAAGUUAAUGGCUUCGGUCUGUUUGGGAUUUACAAGUCAGAUUUCGACAAGAUUGGAGGAAUGAACACAGAGGAAUUCAAAGACCGCUGGGGAGGAGAAGAUUGGGAACUUCUGGAUAGAGUGCUGCAGAACGGUUUGGAAGUGGAAAGGCUACGUUUAAGGAACUUCUUUCACUACUACCACUCCAAAAGAGGCAUGUGGAAUGCUCAGAACAAGAAAACUCCAAAAGGAUAGUUGGACAUUUUGCUCAGAUUAUCCUGAAACCCACCUACAGACCCACUGUGUUACAGAGAGACUAGUAAGAGCUCACUCACUGCCUGAACUUUGCCCUUUUUCAGAACAGGCUUCAAUGAGAGGCUCUGUUUCCCUACCGGGUUCUGUUGCAAAAUUUGUCUGGGUGAGAAAACUGAGUCCAAAUGGGAGGUUUUGGGGGGGGCGUCACUCUCUCCGCAGACAGGCCUGAGUCAUCACUUCGCCUCACUGACUGAACUACUGUACAGAGAAAAGUUAUUUUUGUCUUUUUUCUCUGUUCUUUUUGGUGCAAUUUUUUUCAGACAGAAUGGAAAGAAGCUGUUUUGUGAAUGGAGGUGUGUGCGGAGGUUUGUAUGUACGGGUGUGUAUGUGUGGGUGUGCUUGGGUGUGCUUAAGAUUAAAUUAAGCACCUUUUUCUAACAUGAUGUAAAAACAACCUAAGAGCUUUUUCUAACCUGCUCUUCCAUCUGAGCUAAAUAGAAUGUCCAUCAAAUGUUAUGUAUCUGAUUCACAUCUUGUGACCUACAGAAGCUUAAGUAGAGGUAACGCAGUAUUUCUAAAUGCAUCAGCAACUACAUGCUGGAUGAUAGAGGUGCUGAUCUCUUAACUAGAUCCGUUCAUCCUCCAGUCAUUUACAUUCUUUUAUUCUUUUUAUGUUCAAAUACUUUUCAAUCCACUUAAAUAUUUCAUUGUAAUGUCAGGACAAUAAAUUACAGUACGUUCUUGUUACAAAUGGCUAUCUUUGAAAACUCUGUUUACUUAGGUCUAUGCUGCUGUUGUUUGAAUAGAAGAUUUAUUUAUCCUCAAUGAUGCAGUAACAUGAGUGGGUGCUCUUUUGUUUUGUUUUGAAUACACUUUAAGUUGUACUCUGUAACUUCGACAAACAAGAAAUAUUUUACCCCCCCCUAACUUUUUUGUGAACAGGAAAACAAAACUAUUUGUGUUAAUUUACAGUCGGCUGAGUGUUUCAUGGUGUACAGUGUUUGCCUGGCAUAUGACAAUCCUGGUAGAGAUGUAUAAAAAGCCUUUAUCUUAUUUCAAAAAACAAAAACAAUUCUAUUUUUUUAUUUAAAGUUAACUUAUUCAGUGAAGAAAAAAAGAAGUUUUGGGAAAUCUUUUAAUAAACUAUGUUUAAUGGUUAUUUAUGUGUAAACUUAGCUUCUUUGAACGCACAUCGUGCAACUUUAGGUCACCAGGGGCGCUAAACCUGUAACUGCCCGUAUUUUGCUUCUACUAAACAUCAAAAAUAAUAGCUAAGAUAUAGGAAUAUAUACUAGGAGCAAAGUGUUAACUUACCAGUCUAAUAAUAAAGUAGAGAAAAGAGAAUCAGUUUUACAUAAGGCUUCGUCUUUCAGCCUGCACCAACAAACAAACUCCUUUCCAAGAUCGACUCUUGCUUUUCCUUGCGCACUAUCCCUUUCACAUUUUCUCUUUUUAGCCUCCUCAGAAGGUUUAAACUCUUUCCUUGCCUCAGCCGUGACUAGUAGUUGAGAAGGUGGAAAAAUAGCAAAAGCCUUUAGCUCCAUGACGAUAUCAGAGCCUGUGGCCAUAAAGCAAUAUGUUCUUCCAGGUCAGUAAGUUUUACGUAAUCAAUGUGGGAUGGCUUCCAUUCAGUCUGUUAAUGAAAAGGAGGGAUGUUUAAUACAUCACUUUAAGCUGAUUGGGUGACGUGCCAGCUAGUACCUGCCUUCCAUAAAACGCUUUUAGCCAACCGUAUCAACGAAUCAUAACGUUUCCCACCUACAAGCAAGAAAUUGUCACUAUUUUAGCUAAAACUGAGUCAAUUGUGUUAUUGUCAGGUGAGUCCUCCAGCUCAGCCUUGUUUGUAAUGUGUCGUCAUUCCUACAUGUACCACCCCGAAAAACACUGCUGGCAUUUCAUUGGCCCAAGACGGCUUUAUUAGAGGGAGUCUUUCAAGAUGGAUUUGUUGUGAGACUUAGAACUCAGAUCUCGUGACAAUCCAGCUUGCAGUGUAAGGUUAAAUGAUGGUGCGUCUUCUACCAACUUACAAAAGCAGUAUUUCAAGAGGGGAGCCCCGCUCGUAGCAUUGAUGGUGUCAAGCGCUGUUUAUUGCCUGAGGAAUCAUUUAAAAUAACUCAUAUGUGUCAGCUCUUUAGUUCACAAAGUCUGCGGUGUGCCUUUAAAAAAAUAAAAUUGAAGUAGCGAUCCAUUUAUAUUUUAUGUUUAAACCUGAGACCUACCCUUCAGCUCCAUCUAUUCCACAGACGGCUGAGAAUUUACAGACACUGGACUUUUUCUCUUCAGGGUUUCCCAGGGGCAUACUGUAAAUUUGACCUAACGAUAUGCCCAUAUUUCUCCUACUGACACAAACGGUGAGCAAGAUUUUAACAAUUUGUGAAGAGUGCCACCUUUGUGAUCACAUAAGGAAUAACUGAGGUUAUAUGCUGCCAUCUAGUAAUUGUGGAAACAUACUGGAAGGCCCUUACAGCUACUCUACAUACAUCCAUCAUAACUAUGAAGUUCAACUCAACUCUGAAGGGAUUUGGUCACAUAAUUUUAAGGUUAAACUUUUACUGUAAGCUAAAAAAAAACCAAGAUGAGUUUAGCUGAGCAAACAGGAUGAAAAGACCCAGCAUUCGCUGCCACACAGGGGAUACAGUUUCUAUUUUGAAUAGCCUGGAAACCUUUGCUGACAGCAUGGCAUCACAAACUCUUAAAAAAAACAGGACAUUUUGAAGAGAAAACCCCUGGUGGGCUAUAGCAAUAAUUUGAAAACAGGUUGUCAUUUGUACUAAAUCUUCAGGCCAUAGAAUCCAUCUUCGGUCAAAUGUAAAAUAACUUGUGGGUGAGCUCAAAAAGGAGGGAGUGUUAGAUUGGAUGCAGGUUUCUGGAAACUAGAAACGUCUUUAUAAAGCAAUUUUAAUAGCAACUAACUGAGUAAAAAAAAUGUUUCUUGUUGAGGCCAUUUGCUUGGUCAUCAUACCCUGUUUAGGUUACUUCUUGGAAAUUAUUAUGCAAUCAACAAACUUUACGUGGUUGCUAUUUUGUGAGUCAGAAGCAGAAAAGUUUGAAAGUACUGAUCUGAAGAAAGUUUGAGAUACUACAUUAAAUGCCGACAAUUGUUCUUCUCAAAACUAUAUUUUCCUCACUGAAUAAUGAUUUCAAUUAAAGUAUAAGUUUCAGUUAAAGAUUUUAUUUUUAUUUUAUUUUUUUUUUUACUUUAUGUUUCAGAGUGAGACAAUGCAACUGUAAUUAAAGGUGGAUUCUCCUGGGAGCUUUUUGUACAUCUUUACUUGGAUUUAUUAAAAAAGAUAUACUGGUAAUUUUGAGAUCAAACCUAGCAGAAUGUCACAUGAACAGCUAUCAAAAACAUGAAUUGUCUUUUACAUUGAAGAAACCAGCAUCUGUGCUUAGUGUGAUGAUACUUGGCUCUUUCCAAACGUGUGCCUUUAUCAGGGUUCGGCUGCAAGCAGUUUUUUUUUUCUUUCUUCUUUUUUUACUAUUACUCUUAAACUCCAUAGAGAGCAGGGACUGAAUGACACAUAAAGUUAUUUAUCAACAGACUGUACUGUCACUGUAAACUCAGAUACACUGUAAAAUUAGGAUUUUUGUGUUUUAUAUGAUGGUUUAUUGACAUGUCAGUGUGUUUUUUUUUGUGUGUCAUGAUAAAUUAAAAAAGGAAGAUAUAAACACUGAGAAUGAGCUGGAGCAGACGGUUGAUAGAGAGUGGGGAGCAGCUGCAGUCUAACAGGAUCCCACCUGCUCUUAUUAUUUUGUCUGGGGGCCAUGCUCUUAAUGCGUCUGUUUAUGCAGCAUGGGCAUCAGCUAGAUCGGAUGUAUACUGUAAGAGCUAAAGAUAGGAUAUUGACUUUGAUUGUUAGAAUUUUAUUUCAUCUUCUACUGGAAAAAGGCCUAUACUGUACAUUAUUUAACACAGGACUAUUUAAAAAUAUAACAAAAAAAAACAAAUAAAUAAAUACAGUAUAUAUGUAAUAAAUCUUCAUAUAGGAAAAUACAUUCUGGGGUAAUUUCUGUGAAAU